Molecule: messenger RNA, 2667 nt
Organism: Tricharina praecox
Lineage: Eukaryota; Fungi; Ascomycota; Pezizomycetes; Pezizales; Pyronemataceae
Product: karyogamy protein
Exons: 2
Coding region: 121-2337 (738 amino acids)
Biological process (GO): establishment of spindle localization; mitotic spindle orientation checkpoint signaling; nuclear migration along microtubule
Cellular component (GO): mating projection tip; cell cortex; spindle pole body
Source: RefSeq, a predicted model, not a curated record
AUUUGUGGCGCCAAUGAGGGGUUCGCAACGCAGCAACAGCCACUGACAACGCCUACUACUCCUCCGGCCGACACGUCAGUCGCGUUUCCGGGUCUCGAGGAUGAUGAUAUUAAUGUGUAUAUGUCUGGCGGCGGCGGCGGGUCGUGGGGAGGAGAAGGCCUGAAGCGUCGUUCGAGUGUGCAUUCGCUUUCGAGGAUCUCUUUUUCCGCCCAACUCAGCCGACUUACGAGCUUAUCACUACCGUUGAGUGAGGAUCUCAAGGACCGUAUCUGCAAGCUGGCUACCUCGGCAGACAUGUGUGACGCGCUCAUGAGCGCGGGGAGCCAGAUCGGCCGAUGGAUCGAUACCGCGAAAAAGGUACUGACGGGUCUCGACGCCGAGGAUGAUGUCGAAUGGGCAGCUCAGGGACGGGAAUCGCUCAACGAGGUCGAUAUCGCCGUACGGAAGUUUUCGGGUCUCAUCAACGUCUACGUCGAGCUUAUCGAUGAGCUACAACGUCGGCCCGAUAGCGAUGAACUCGACUCUCAGACCCUUGUGGAUCUCGUCAGCACCACCGAGGCCACCGUCGACGGAUGGCGAUCGAUCGAGGAACUGCUCAAGGGCGUUAAGGACCAGGUGGAGACCGCCAUGGAGUGGACCGAGUUGUGGACGACCAUACUUCAGGACAUACAAGCCGAACUGGAUGCGUGCCAGACUUUGGUGUUCGAGCUCGAGGAGAAGCGACAUCGGUCGAUGAUGGGUGAGAACGGGGCGCCAGCAGCAGGAGGGUCGGUGGAUAUCGACACGCUGGAGACCAUCAUGGAGGAGAACCCCGGAAUGUUCCCCGUAGCCAACGGCAAGACGGCCACAGAGAUCGAGGACAGCUCGCUGCUCGGCCUGUUCGCCAGGAUGCAGCCGUUGCGCGCCAGCUUGGACUUUCUACCCAUGAGACUGCAGAGCUUCCAGUCGAGGGCACAGGAUAUCUUCCCCACGGCAUGCGACGAGCUGGAAUCGAGGCGGAAGCAGUUGGAACGGAAGUGGAAGAAGCUGAACGGCGACGCCGAUAGCCUUAAGAAGGAAUUGGGCGAGGAUAGGUGGGUCGCCAUCUUCCGCAAUGCUGGCAAGCAGGCGACACAGAUGCUCGAUUCGAUAGACAGGAGCAUGCACAAACUCAAGGAAUCGGUGAUUGCGUGGGAAGAGAGCGGUGGUCGGGCCGAGCGGGAUCUUCAGAAGAAGAUGGAAAACUACGAGGCGAAGAAGAUGCAUUACGGAAGUGCAAUCCAACGGACGUUCUCGAUCAUCGGCAAGGGAAUCAAUGAUCGAUUUACCGUCAACGGCGAGAUCAUCCGACUCGAUGCGUCGCUGCGGAUGCGCUGGCGAUACCUCGAGGACCAGAUGGGAGAGCUCGAUCAGACGCUCUUGGACCUACAAUUGGACACGCAAGCGUUGCGCGACUCCAUCUCCUCGCUUGCGUCCCUCGAUAUCACUUCGGGCAGAAACACCCCCGGUAGCUCUCCGGCAAGUUCGGUCCAGCUCAAUCCUUCAAAACCUCGAGGCCAAGAACGCAAACGGUCUCCCGCUCCGAUACGACGUCCCGGGAGCUCUAUCGGUGGAAGCCCUGCUAGGCGCAGUGGCCGCCACUCGUCCGCCUCGUCUACGCCACCAACAUCGCCGUGGGGAAAUUCAAAUCCCUACUCCUCAAUGUCGAUGGGCCGCUCCAUCUCGAGUCCCAGCGCUGCUGGCUCAUACGCUUCGUAUGCGUCGUACGCCUCGUCUCGUACGUCCGACAUCAAACCGUCGCGACCUCGGUGGAACGUGAGCAACAAAGUGGAGGACGGCUCGAUCGGCCACAACUUCAAGCCGCUGACGCUCACGACACCCUCUCCGUACCGCAAGGUGGCACCUCCUACGGCCGCCAGCCGUCGCAACUCGUCGUCGCUCGGAUCACGAAUCCCGAUGCCGAGCCCACUCAGUCAGGAAAACACGCCAUCGCCUGGGUCGCCCAGUCACCUCCGCAACGGCCUCUACUCCCCGGCAUCGAGCAGACGCACCAACGGCUACCUCGUCUCACCGAGCCCGACCACUAGACCCCGCCUACGACACCAAGCUAGCUCCGGCAGACUUCGCCAGGGAACGCCCACGCCGUUCGAUUCGAACGACCACCACCACCCUAGCACGCCGGGAAGUCCAAGCAUAAAUGUGCGUCCCGCUAGCGCCAUGGCUAGCGGUCGUCUCAGCAGUGCCAGCGGCCGCAGGAGCAGCAUGUUGCCGAGACCAACGUCACCCGGGAGCAAGAGGAUGAGCCUGCCGUUCGGAGCGAUCAUGGGACCGGAUGGGAAGCCGAGGUGGAGACAUUAAUUCAGUGAAAGCUUUUUUAUUCUUUUUCAUUUUUUUUCUUUUCGAUAUAUUCCUUUUCUGCGAUACCAUUUCACGGGGUUUUUGUAUUUUUUCUUUUUUAUGCUGUUCCACUCCGUUUUUUUUUUACCGGAAGACCAAACUCAUUUUUUCUUGUAACAUUAACUUUUUUUUUCUCUCCCCCCUCCUAUCUAACUAUAGCUGGCUUCGGGUGUGGCGGGGGAGUUUCAUCUCCAUCUUUUUAACUAUUUGCUUUCUAGGGAUUCAUGUUUUUUUUUUGCUUGCUUGCUUGCUUGCUUGCUUGUGAGGAUGGCGGGCGGUGCGGGUGCGGGG